AUGGUUACUGAGGAUAAGGAUAGGGAAGAAGUGGAAGUUGCUCUCACCAGUGUUGCCCCCAAGAAGACCAAACCAAAGUGUGAGUCACCAGAUUCCUAUAAACCAGCUAAACCCACCACCCCAUGUUUCAGUUCCACCCUUCCCCCUCCUCAGGAUUCAUACUUCUAUCGCUCACCAGCAGACCCGCCAGCAAGCACAGCAACUGAUGUCUCCCUUGACCUUUCAGAGUCUUCAUCGAGACAGCACCGUCACAGCCGCUACAAAAAGUCCAAAAUUCAGCUCGCCGCUCUUCGAAAGAGCUUCCUGAGAGAGAACUGGCCUGCAGAGGCAGAGCUAAGACGUUUGCAGGAAGAAACUGGGCUGACCCGUAAUGACAUUCGUAAAUGGUUCAGUGACAGCCGUUAUCAGCUUAGAGUUGGCCGUGGAAGCCUGGCAGCAGCCCAGAGCUAUUCUCAACACACUGCUGUGGGAGGUAAACAUGAUCAACAAACUCAACCUCUUCCACUCAUUACCCAAAAGACUCGUCAGCCGAGUAGCGUGAAGGGCAACGACGCCACCCGGAACAGUGGAACAAGAAGUACACAUUUCUUCCAGACCUUUCUGACGAACACCCUGGAAGCAUUUGGGGAAAGAGGACCGGAGGCCGAAGAGUGUGAUGUUAUGGAGGAGCUGUCUGGUGACGGGGACAGUGUCAAAGACGAGGGGCAAAGUGAAGAACAGCCCUUACAAUUGACCAAGACCUGCAAGAUUGAGACAGAUAUUCCACAGGAACCAUCUGAUAUAUUAAAAUCAUCUCCUCACUCUUCCCCAUCUAGCAGCCCACCACCAACUAAUAAACAACUUUCAAACAGUAGCAGCACAUCAAAGAAGUCAUCCCACCCGGCCAAAGCCAGUCCCUCACCAACACCCAUGCUUAUCUCAGGGGCUCCUUCAACUACAUCUCCGUCUCCUGCUCUCACUCCUGGUGGGCGUCCAAGAAAGACCAAGGAGCAAUUGGAUGUUUUAAAGCAGCACUUCUUGCGCUGCCAGUGGCCCAAGAGUGACGAUUACACUGAACUUGUUAAGCUUACAGGUUUACCCCGAGCAGAUGUAAUUCAGUGGUUUGGUGACACACGUUAUGCUGUUAAAAAUGGCCAGCUGCGCUGGGUAAAGGGGGUCCGGGACCAGUUCUUGGCUGAACUUGCCCUUCAGCAGAGUGGCAGUGGUCUGACUAAUGGAAGCAGCUCUGGGACAUCUACUCGGGUUGGCGGUAGCCGCAAACGGAAAUCUCAGGCAAAUGUACCAAGUACAGGUACUCCUGAUAUCCAGCCAUUGUUAGCGUAUUUCCUUUCAACAGGCCCCCUACAUGAAAAAGACCUUGACACACUAUGCAAGAAAUCAAAGAUGAGCUACCAGCAAGUGCGAGAUUGGUUUGCAUCUCAGGAUGCUGGGGAGACUGACCAGGAACAAAGUAUUACUGAUUGAGACACUGGAACCAGACAUAAGAAUCGGGCUGUGCGAUAUGACCAAAAUCUCAUGUCCCCAUAGGCAUCUUUUCAUAUUCAGAUAAUAUAUCUCAGUAAUGCAAAUUUUAAAUAAAUAAAUGUAAAAUUAAUAGAUUUUCUCCUCUUUGUACUUUGAUCCAACACUCGACCCGGGUGUUUUCGAUUUGGCAUUGUGUACCUUGGGUCAAGUUUUCGCACCGACUCUCAAAUCCUGCUGCUAAAGCAUAUAAGUGUAGGCCAUGUCUUUGCAGAUAUAAGUUUUACCAGCAGUCCUAAGCUUCCAUCUUUGCGAUGCUUUGCCAUGUGGUGCAUCAUGGGUAAAAGCCUCUAGCAGUAUCUGAGUCUGGGGUUUGUUUUAAGCACCCAACUGUACUUUUUCUCCUCCGUAAUAUUCCUAAUGCUGGUGGACAUUAUUUUUGCGCAGGUGGUAAAAGAGGUGGUCGGUGUUGGAGUCUGUUUAUAAAGUUUUCUUUUCUGGUCUGUGUCAGACUUUUUAUCCAAACACAACUUUCAUGCAACAGAAGUAGCACCUCUUUUAGGUAUGAGCUCCUGGUUUCGGGGUCUUAUCAGAAUUGCUGUAUUCUGUGCCACGUUCACAUGUCCUGCCUGCAUCCGUGCCAUGUGGGAAAAAAGCAAAACACCCAAAUAACAAAAAAGGACUGCUUUAAAGAGUGACUUACGGUGGAACAAAAUAAACAAUACUGGAUCAUGCAAAGAGACUUUUCUAUUGUGACAGGUCGUCAUAUCACACAGCCCUACUUCAAAACAUUUCUAAAAGUAGGCGGAGUGCUCCUCAUGUCCUUUGCACCAACAAGCAGUUAUUACUUUGGUUUAAAUUGCUUUAAUUGGGGCAGUUUUGUAACAUCCAGUCUUCCCAGUACAAGCCCUUGAUGAGGUUUGUGUUUUUUAUAUAUCCUGCAUUUCCUGCUUAUCCUAAUAUAUUUGGACUGGAAUUAUAAUUGCGAUGCCUGUUUUACUGUAAAUAAGACAGUAAAUUGUACACUGGUUUGCAAUAUUUUUUUAGCUUAUUUUUGUUUAGAUCUCACUACUUAAGAUUUGUCUUAGUAUGAUAUUGUAGCAGUAUAAUUUAAACUGGUUGUACUCUCGGUACCUGACUAUAGCAGAUAAGUAACUGCUCCAGAAAUUGUCUGUGUUCAUGAAUUUGUUGACUGAUCAUUGUGUGUCAUAAUUCCUUCACAUCAGAUAAUUCCUUUUCAUUGAAAGCACACUGGACAUGUACACUUUAAAUCGAUAUCUUGCACUUUGGUUUCAGAGCCUGCUGCCAUUACUUCCAUUAAAUUCAAUUAUUUCACAAAAGAAUAAUUCCUAACUUGCCGUGUCAUUUCUGAACCCUAAACAGGGAAAACUCUGAACAUGUCUUAAAAGUAACAUUUCAUUUAUUCUACUUAGGUCAACAGCGUAUUUUUGAAGAACAUUCCUGAUUCUCCCCUAGUCUGCUGUAAUAUUUGAUUUACUAGUAGAAUACUUUGCUUGUCAUUUACAUUUAACAGUACUGAGAAAGAGGCAAUUGCAUUAAUCAUUCAGGUAGAGUUGCCAACUUAAUUAUGUGCAUUCAACGAGUCAGUCAGUAUUUUUAUAUAUCUUGUCUUAAUAGGUCUAGGGCAUGACUUUUAAAAUAUAGACAAAGUAGAUAACUCAUGAGGGUCCACAUACUUUGUAAGUAGCAAGAAGGCUUUAAAUGCAUAUCUAUUUCUGUCAACUGUGAUUAUGAAUAACAGUACAAGCAAAAUAAAUAUGAGGUAUCAGUUCAUGUAUUUAUUAGUUAUUUCAUACAUUGCUGUGUGUUGCAAGAAGAAAUAAGUCCCCAUUCUUUAGUACUUCGGCUCACAAGUACGAGUCAGAGUGUAGUUCCAUUUUAAAUGCCUCGACAGAGGUUAGAUGACCAGAAUGUUGACAAAGCUGUGUGCAUCAUUGUAUUGGUCGUGAAACGUUAACACAAGUGUUGUGGGGAGAUGUCCAUAACACUUAGUGUUUACAAUGUAUUUUGUACUGUUUAAAAAAUCUCAUUUGCACAAUUGUGUCACUGGAAACCAGUAAAGGAUUUGCCUUUAUAA
Pleuronectes platessa (European plaice) is the source of this 3559-nucleotide messenger RNA. Its product is annotated as zinc fingers and homeoboxes protein 3. Bases 1 to 1464 code for a protein of 487 amino acids. Gene Ontology annotation, molecular function: DNA-binding transcription factor activity, RNA polymerase II-specific; DNA binding. Gene Ontology annotation, biological process: regulation of transcription by RNA polymerase II. Lineage: Eukaryota; Metazoa; Chordata; Actinopteri; Pleuronectiformes; Pleuronectidae. The transcript has a single exon. The record is from RefSeq and is a predicted model, not a curated record. Gene Ontology annotation, cellular component: nucleus.